Molecule: messenger RNA, 240 nt
Organism: Drosophila teissieri
Lineage: Eukaryota; Metazoa; Arthropoda; Insecta; Diptera; Drosophilidae
Exons: 2
Coding region: 1-240 (79 amino acids)
Source: RefSeq, a predicted model, not a curated record
AUGGCAAAGAAAACAUGUCGCCGGCUGAGUCAAAGGGAUCAAGAGUUGCUUUGCGAAUUCGUGCGGAAAUCUUCUACGUGUGCGGCAUGCCAAGAGCCGGAAUAUGUGCUCCGUGGAGGGAGUGCUGCCUCCGGGCUGCAAAGUGGGCAAGUCUCUGGCGGCGAUGGCGAUGGCGAUGGCUUGAUGAGCUCCACGUCCGGCUGUGGGCGUGUGGUUUUUCCGGGCGGAGCUGCAAAUUAG